UACCUACUAAGAAUUACUCUGACUGCUACCUAACUUCUGACGCCGCUCGCAACAUCCAAGUCUAACUAGCAAUCUUGACAUCCCAAGUCGAAAAAUUUAGUCCCUGCGACUUGUUCUUUACAUACAUUUUCCUACCCAACCCUACGUAUCCUUCUUCCCUUAUCUAUUCUUUCUCCCUCCUACGAUUAUUGUUUCCCCCUUCCAACUCUCCUUUACUAUUUGACUCCCUUUCAUCGCGACUCGGACCAAUAGCGGUCCUCCCCCACCUAGUCAGUGGUUGUUUGGUUGUCUAGUUGUGUGUUCCAAGUACUUCGCAGCUUUGUCGCAAACUACCAGCGCAUCCAAUAUGAAUCAGACAGGCCAGUACGGAGCCGCCCCGAGACGAACUAAUACCUAUGGCUCUCAACACGACGAACUCCAUAUUUCCCCAACCAUGAGCCACAGUGGACAAUUGCCCUCCCCGCGAGACUUCACCACCGGUCCCCAUAUCAAGCUCGAACAACCUUCUUCGCAACCCGUCAAUCCUCAAUACCAAAAUUCCGGUGUGCCCAACGUACUUCAACCUGGUGGUUUAGGCCCCGCUGGCUCUGGUCGUCCCCCCGCCAUGAGUGCUAAUACCGCGCCCACUCUACCCACCAUGUCGGGUAGCAUACAACAUUCUCCGAGCGAUUACACCUCGCCUUCGAAAGCACCUCCAUUAAGCUUGUCGCAUGGCUAUUCUCGAUCUAGUCCUGCCGCUCCUUAUGAAACCUCCGCGACCACUUACUCUCCCUAUACACCUACCACGCCUGGAGGAUCUGGUGCUGGUCCGUCUCAAUACAUGUCGCCACAAGAUCCAAAAUAUGGCGCUCCCGGUUCGCAGCGAAACAUUUCCAACACACCGCUUGGUCUAGCCGAUAUUAGACCACGAGCCGAUUCGAGUCUAUCCGAUGGCGGUCCUCCAGGUACACUUGGCUACGAACUCGCCAAUAUUCAACCAUCUACAAGCAAUUAUCUAGCUCCUUGGGCACUCUAUGCAUUCGAUUGGUGUAAAUGGGCUCCUCAAGGUAGAGGAGCCGGUAAGGUCGCUGUCGGAAGCUACCUAGAAGAUGGACAUAACUUCAUCCAAAUCCUUGAUACCCAAAUCGUCAAUACCCCUUCCGAUAUAUAUACUCCUGGUUCCUCUAAGUAUAGUAUGGAAUUUACCAAAGUUGCAGAAGCAACACAUUCGUACCCUGUUACUCGCUUGCUAUGGGAACCUCCCUCUUCCCAAAAACAAUCUACCGAUCUUCUAGCUACCUCCGGUGACCAUCUUCGACUUUGGUCUCUUCCUACCGAUGCCCAAUCGACGCAUUCGAACUUAGUGAACAAAUCUAACAUCGGCGCACCUGUUACGAAGCUUACGCCCCUCGCGCUAUUAUCGAAUUCCAAGACACCAGAUCAUACCGCGCCGCUCACAUCAUUGGAUUGGAAUACGGUCUCGCCAAGCUUGAUCAUCACCUCCAGCAUUGAUACGACCUGUACAAUCUGGGAUAUACCGUCCCUCACAGCCAAGACGCAACUAAUUGCGCACGAUAAGGAAGUCUACGAUGUUCGAUUUUGUGCCAAUAGUGUGGACGUAUUCGUUAGCUGUGGACAAGAUGGAAGCGUGAGGAUGUUCGAUCUUCGCAGCUUGGAACAUAGUACUAUCAUCUAUGAACCAACUGCCAAGGACGAUCGGGGUAUGACCUCAAGACCGUCUGCUUACUCCCCAGGAUUCUCUACUAAUACUAAAAUAGAUGCGAAUGGCGGAAGGAUAAGCCCUACUCUUGCUCAACAAACCAUGUCGCACGCGCCGCCUCUAUUAAGAUUAGCUACUUCACCACACGACACUUACAUGCUGGCUACGUUUGCUCAAGAUUCAAAUGUCAUCCGUAUCCUCGAUGUACGACAUCCAGGACAAGCAUUACUAGAAUUGCGCGGACACGGCGGAUCCGUAAACUCGAUAGAAUGGGCACCCGGCAGAAGAGGUUUACUUGCUUCAGGUGGUGAUGAUUGCCAAGUACUAUUAUGGGAUCUUGUCAACAGUACUCCUACAACCGGCCAUGCUUCUAACGGAGUCGGUUCGGCCGAUAAACACCUUACACCGGUUGCUAGCUGGCAAUGUGAUUACGAAGUCGGCAACCUCGGAUGGGCUCCUCCUCUUCACAACGGGGAUGGCGUCGGUGACUGGCUCGGUGUAAGUGGCGGACGAGGUGUCUGGGGUGUAAAGAUUUGAUUUUAUCGAUCAUAUCCAUAGUCACCACCCCGUUAGGUAUGUAUGUGGCAAGGGUUGAUGCAAAUUCGUUGGAAAGCCUCGAUGCAAAUCCUUCUUCCUGCUCCCACCGCCAAAUACAUCCAUUAUCCUAUAGAUUGGCACUACCCCUCCCUUCAGAUUGCUACAUGCAUUUACGAAGCAAGGCGUUUUUUUUUAUUCUUGGGCCCGCAUCUUGUUUUGUGGAUGGGCGAGCUCGAAGAGUUUGUUUGGGGAUGAUGGGCAUAAUAGGGUAGGGUAGGGCUAUUGUGCUGGUGGUUUAAAGAAUUAGGUACAUCUUAGGUAGGUAGUGGGUAGGCUACUUUGAAGCAAAAAAAAACAAAGGAGUCAUUUCACUAUCUUAUGCGAGAAGGGAAGAGAAUGGGGGUUGUGUCCAAAAAUUCAGUUGUUGAGAGUAUGAGAGUGGGGUUUUUCAUCAUGCUGAAAUACCUUAACCUGUAUAUUAGGAGUAGUGAUAUGGGAUAGUAGACAGGUUUAGCUUAAUGAAUUGGUACUGGAGGCUAGAUGG
This is a messenger RNA of Hypoxylon trugodes, 2780 nucleotides long. RefSeq names its product WD40 repeat-like protein. The record is from RefSeq and is a predicted model, not a curated record. Gene Ontology annotation, molecular function: protein binding. The transcript is spliced from 2 exons. Lineage: Eukaryota; Fungi; Ascomycota; Sordariomycetes; Xylariales; Hypoxylaceae. Gene Ontology annotation, cellular component: nucleus. Bases 347 to 2236 code for a protein of 629 amino acids.